AUGCUUGCAUGUUACCUUGCAGUCUACGGAUGCCAGCCCCCUGCGACUCAAGAUUGGUCUCAACCCGCCAUGUCAGCCGGGGAGGCCGUCGCUAUGAUCAGGCAGCUUCGGCCAGGAAGCAUCGAGACGGAGGAGCAGGAGAAGUUCGUCCACACCUUUGUGAGCGCAGUGUGGAGGAGGCAGUCGGCGCUGGCCGAGCUGCCAGAGGAGCCCCAGGGGAUCUCGCUGGAGGUGGAGGGGGCAGUGGACGAGAACGCAGACCUGGUUAUCUUGUGCGGCCUCCCUGGCUCAGGGAAGUCACACGUGGCGAAGAUGAUGGCGCUGCGAGACGAGCGAUGGCUGGUGGUGUCUCAGGACGAGGCUCGAUCCCGCGACGCGUGCGAGCAAGAGGUGUCGAGGCCCGGCAAGCACGGCAAGGUCAUCCUUGAUCGCUGCAACCCUGACCGGGAGGACCGCCGGCGCUGGCUGGCGCUGGCGCAGUGGGCGAGGAAGCCGAUCUGUGUGCACUUUGACUACGAGCAACAGCUGUGCGUCGCUAGAGCACAGCAGCGGAUUGACCAUCCCACCCUCACCCCCGGACGUCGCGUGCUGACUGCGAUCGAGGCGAUGGGGAGGAAGAUGGACGCGCCUGGUCUUGACGAGGGGUUCGUGGGGGUCUGCCGCGUGCGGUCCUUGGAUGCCGCCAACGAACUGAUAGGGCGGCUGACGCCGAUGCGGAUCUGCAAGUUC
Guillardia theta CCMP2712 is the source of this 729-nucleotide messenger RNA. RefSeq lists its product as hypothetical. The record is from RefSeq and is a predicted model, not a curated record. The transcript has a single exon. Lineage: Eukaryota; Cryptophyceae; Pyrenomonadales; Geminigeraceae. The annotation marks the transcript as partial.